CGGAGGUGCGAAUCUUUUCGUCCAGCAACUCCAGCUUGCUUCCAAAAGAUGAGUAAAUCCAAAACUAACAGAUCCCAGACACUGGCGGCCAACCUCUCCGGCUCGAGGCAGGGAAAAAGGUCUGCUAGAUUCAAAACUUUCGAAAGCCCCGGGAACGAACUCAGCUUUGGACUUCCAAUCUUCCUGGAUCCUCCUCUGAGAACUGCCAUCAGUCACACAAUCACGCGCCUUCGGAGGUGAGAAAUAUAUUCACUUGGAGAGGAGCUUUACACAUGUAGUGGUGCUGCUAUCACCGCAGUAGAAUCCAGACGAAACAAAACCUCGUCACUCCUUUGCAGUUUCAUAAAAAAAAGUGGAUAGGGAGACCUCAUAACUCCGCCCUACGGGUUGACGGAAAGCAUCUGAAAUCCCCAAAUGAAUACAUGUGUUGACUGCAGUUGGUCCGUAACGCAGUCCGACUUCUCCCCCCGCCAAUUUGACCCGCUUACCUCCUUGACUAAUUCUCAUCCUAAGAAGUGUGGACGGGGUUGGAUACACAACUAGAACGCUGCAUCAAGUAUGGGCCUCCAAACCUGAUUCGUGGAGGUCGCUCCAAGGGCUCCGGCUCCCGGUCCCUUUGACUUGGAGCCAGCAUCGACUGGUCUCAGAUCGAAAUAGUCUGUCUAAGUAUAGGCAGCAGCUGCUCACACUACGUCUGGUCCUCUUCCCUACAGUAGGGCACUGAUUCCUGUAUGUAAUAGUUCCGAAGAGGAAAUGUGCCAGCCACAAGAGGCUGGUAUGGACGGAAUCUGCUAUUUUAUUUGAACAUGUGAGGGCGGACAGACCUUGGAGCUGCAUGCUCCUAACCUAACUUGCGAGCGUGGUGAGGGUCUGGUCUGUCUGGUAGUGCGACCAGAACGAUUUGCGUGGAAAAUACUAGGUACAGUGGAGAAAUGCCCUGGAAGCCUACUGCAAGUGGUGACCGAGUUGUUGAUGGAUGCGUGCUUGUGCACAUUGUCAGUCACGGUGUGCCGGGAAGGUGAAGAUUCAUUCGUGACUCCACUUACUCGAGGGGUCUUGAAUCCCGAAAGAAGAAGUGGGAAUAACAAUCCUGAAGCCUGGUGCUUCCGUCCGCGAAUCGUCUGAAAGCUCGGAACGAGUUUCACUCAAAUGCUCUUCUUAAGGUUUGGAGUCCCUGUUCGCGCCAUUUCUCUACAGAGAGAACACGUGUAGAGAUCGAGGGCGUUCGCUGCAGCUGCUUUAAUGUUUGUGUGGUGGUGGGACCUGUGGUUACACUUGCGCACAGCCGGCGUGUCUGCUUGGUUCCUGUCCAUUCUCGUUUGCGUUAGUUCUGGUCCGGAAAAAUUACUUCUUCUUCCUCCUUCCUUUGAACAUCUGGAGUUUUUGCAGUUCACAUAGCUCUCUCCUCUCGACCUUUCUCACUUGUCUCCGCUCGACUGAUCAUCUUGAUUUGGAAUCAGUUCAGAGGAUGACAGGAAGUUGUACGGGUCCGCACAGAUCAUUUUAGAACCGAGAGCGAAUGCUUAUGUUCACUCUGCGGUCUUAAAGAUACUGUACUUUUAGGAAGCUGUUAUGAGGCUGUAUUGUCAGGGGCGACUUCGAUCCAGGCACGAUGCGUAAAAUUAGAGGGAGCUGCACAAUCUGAGCUUCGGAAGCUUGGUUGAUCUUGCCAGGAUAUGCUUGUGCUCACUUGGGCGCCCUUUAAGUCAGUUCAGGUUUGCAGGUUUUAAAUGUAUUCCCCGUUGUGACACUCACUAGAUUGGUAAAAGUAGGGAAUCUGGAUAUGGUCGUGCAAUUUCGUGUUUCGCAUCUAUAGAUCUGAGAUGAAAAACAAUCCCUGGAUCGUCUCAUCCAGUGAAGGAAAUGAGCAGCUGAUUCUCACCGAUUCAGCUGAUUAUCGAUUUGGACGAAGAUAUCUGGAUUCUCUCGCUUCCUCCCAUUCGAUCUGGUCAGAUGCAGUCACGGAAAAAAGUAGUGCGUUUUGUACAGGAUACGAUAUUUGAAAAGAGGAAGGCCAAAGAUAUGAGAUCAUACGUUUAGACCUCUGGACAUAGUCACAUUCUCAAGGAAUCGCCACAAUUCUUGACGGGAAGGACCGUGUUGAGUUGGGGAACAGUGCCUCCUCGCCAGCCUGCGAUAGAUACUGAAACAGAUCGGAGCGGUCUUUCGUCAUAGGAACGGAAACGGAGAAGCUGCAGACUUCUGACCCAAGGGUGGAACUGGGAGCUAGAUAAACCGGUGGAACGAACGAGUUUUUCAAGAUGGUAGUCAUAAUCCGCAAGAAGUUCAAGCCUGCACAACAUCAGCAACGAAGGCUUUUGUUGGCGGGAGGAGUUUUGAGUUUGGUCGCUCUAUCGAUGCUUGGAAUCUCCAUUGCGUAUCUGUAUACGCCACAUCGAAUAACUCCGUGCGGCUUGGUGGGAGAUCUGUGCGUCAAAAGUUCCUAUCCACCUCCUCCGCCCCCUUUGAGGACGUUCAGCGAUGAAGAAGUCGCGUCGCGUGCUGUUGCCAAGGAUAUCUUGUCUCAACGCAGAAUGUAUCAAGGGGGGACACCCAAAAUUGCAUUCAUGUUUUUAACACCAGGCCCCUUACCGUUCGAGUUCAUCUGGGAAGCGUUUUUUAAGGGACACGAGGGCUUGUAUUCCAUAUAUGUCCACGCUUCCGAACGCAACACCUUGAAGAGCAUCUGGAGGAGUCGCGUGUUUGCCGAUCGUGAAAUUCCAAGCGACAAGGUAUACUGGGGAAGAAUAGAAAUGAUUGACGCAGAACGGCGGCUUCUGUCAAGAGCCCUUUUAGAUCUGAACAAUCACUUUUUUGUGCUUCUAUCAGAGUCGUGCAUCCCAUUACGUGAAUUCACCUAUAUUUACAGUGCCUUGAUGAACUCUACGUUCAGCUUCGUUGACAACUUUGAUGAUCCCGGACCUCAUGGAUUGGGACGAUACAUAGAGGAUAAAAUGACACCUGAAGUACAACCUUAUGACUGGAGGAAAGGAGCUCAGUGGUUUGCAGUGAUGCGACGACAUGCCGUUCUUUUAGUAUCAGAUUAUCUCUACUACAUGAAGUUUAGAGACUUCUGCAAGCCUGGAGAGGAGAAUCACAAUUGCUAUCCUGACGAGCAUUAUGUUCAAACAUAUCUACACAUGGUGGAUCCAGGUGGGUUGUCAAAUUGGACCUUGACACAUGUGGAUUGGUCUGAGGGCGGAUGGCAUCCGAAGUCAUACGGCAAGGAGGAUAUUACUGUUGAGACGCUGCGACAUCUCCAGAGUAUUGACGAGCAUGUCCAUGUAACAAGUGAUGCAGCCGCCACAAUGACAACCGUGCCGUGCUUGUGGGACGGAGAGCAUAAGCCAUGUUUCCUGUUUGCACGCAAAUUUUUGGCCGAGACUGCUGAGGCCCUUGCUGAUGUACUUCCCCAAGUUACAAAAACUGCUUCCAGCGAUGGUAUCCAAGUGAGGAAACUAGAGGUAACUCAUCGACCGCAGCCAGUGAGACUUGGAACUCGGCUUACUCGAAUCAGUUUUACAGAGUAAGUGACAAAUGUAAAUGUGGCAAGACACAAUCGUGCCCCUGAUUACAGAAAUUCGCAAGACCUUGCCUUUGCUUGCUAUAAUAGGCUUCCGCUGUAAGUCAAUCUGCCGUUUACAUUUAGAAGGUCGUCAAGUGUCUCCACUCCAAAAACUGUUCGUAUCUUGCAUGCCGUAUGAUGGUUGCCUACUGAUGGCCAUGUUCAACCUUGUAUAGAGCUAAUACAAGCAUGAUCAUAACUGCACCCUUAAGUUUGUUUAUGAUUGUUGAGCCUGCUUGGUGUUGCGGAUCCUCACAUCACGUUGUUACGAGUGACUUGGUAGUUCGAACUGACAAUGAAGAGUACACGGAACUUGAUGCAACAUGACCAGGUAUUUAUUCCCAGUGUCUCGUAGACAGUUUCUUCAACAGCUGUGUUUUGCUCCCUCUAUUUUAUGCGACGAUGGAAUAUUAUCGAUUGCACUGUUCUCGUUGUAAAGCUGGCGAAUGUGGAAGCGCAUCAUGGCAAAUGACUUGUGAGUUCGGAACGCUCAGUGAGCUUUUCUCGCAUACCCAUCUCAUCGGAUAUUUGGAAGGAGUUUGAGUAUCUUGGAUUGACUUAUUUCUAUAUGCCAUGUUUGUAUGUGGAUUGACCAGGGCAUAAAACUAGAAUUUGCUUCCGUGAAGCUACUGUUCCGAACCAUUUCGAAUCAACAACAAGGCGAUUUGCAAUCGUUUUGUAACUACGCGAUGGUGGUUGCUGUAUAAGUCGGAGUGUUGGAAGGCUGACGAGGUCAGAGGGAGUCAAUCUUGAUCAACAGUGCAUACGGUGCAUUUCUCAAUUGAGGCUUUUCUUUGAUGAGAGGGUUGUUACUUGGAGUCAUUCCAAGGGGAAUACAAGUAACUCGCGACUAUUUUCUUUCUUUAGUCUCUGAGAGCUCUUGCAGUUUGAUCACAGUUGAGUCUUAUAUCUACCUUCAUAGUUCUGACUUACGACGAUGUAAUAGCAAGGCUGCUGUCGAUACUCUCGAUACUGACGAUGGUGGUCACCAUUCAAUCAUUCGGGUUUGGAAAACAAACCUCAUAUAUUCUGUAGUAUAGCCCAAUACAUCCUUCUUGUUUCUUACCGCCGCACUUCAUAUAAUGCGGCGUUGGUAUGUCUUGCAAGUAAUGGGACAUGUAUCGGAACCGUCUUGGUUUACAGAUGGCACCAAUCAGUGGGUCAAGUCUAUUGUGUUCUUACGACAGUAGGAGCGGUUCGUUUUAUUAGUCAAUCGACGACACAUCAGCUGAUUCAGUUGUUGUCUUCUAAUUUUUCCUGAAAAUAUCAAAGUAUUGGUGAUGAAGUAAGGGUACGUAGUCAAGAUUGCUAAUGACAUUGUUUCUUAGUGAGCCUUUCAUAAACUAGUCACUCUGAGGCUGUUUAGUUUCAAGGAUGCAAUUCAUAGUUUGAGCAGAGACUUUCAGGUUCGUUUAUAGUUCAUAAUUGUCUUGCCGGCUGUUCUAACAUCGUUCUGGU
Marchantia polymorpha subsp. ruderalis is the source of this 5023-nucleotide messenger RNA. NCBI's taxonomy places the organism in Eukaryota, Viridiplantae, Streptophyta, Marchantiopsida, Marchantiales, Marchantiaceae. The record is from the annotation of a GenBank genome assembly.